Molecule: messenger RNA, 4433 nt
Organism: Dinoponera quadriceps
Lineage: Eukaryota; Metazoa; Arthropoda; Insecta; Hymenoptera; Formicidae
Gene: jar
Product: myosin heavy chain 95F
Exons: 19
Coding region: 414-4151 (1245 amino acids)
Biological process (GO): actin filament organization; vesicle transport along actin filament; endocytosis
Cellular component (GO): actin cytoskeleton; endocytic vesicle; cytoplasm
Molecular function (GO): microfilament motor activity; actin filament binding; ATP binding
Source: RefSeq, a predicted model, not a curated record
UACUUUCAACCGUACUGCGUCUCGACGAUGAACGAUGCGACGGAGCUUUAUUUCUCCGAUUUUCGUACGACCGCACACAAGCAGCGGGCAAGCGGGAUCGACGAAUCGCACCGUCGGCGAGGACGAGAAUUCCAGCUGGAAUUUCAUCGGCUUGCGCCGGCCAGAGGCGAGCACCGUCGCGGUUUGAAGCCGGGCGACGGCAGCGCACGAUCUACGUGCGCUUGUAAGAUCGUCGCCGUUUGCCGCGUGGCAUCGGCGGAAACGGCCGUGGAUCGCCGAGCCCGUUCGCUCGCUCGCUCCGAAGCGGCGCCGCGGCGAACGCGGCAGCAGUUGCAUGUCGGAUUUUGUGCCGCGCGUCGUGUUUCGCCCCGCGGCUGGCUUCGCUCGCCGAGAAACGGUGAGUAAGACCCAACAUGGAGAACCAGCAAGUGUGGGUCCGAGACCCCCAAGAGGGCUUCAUCAUCGCCAAAUUCACGGACAUGGUGGACGGGGACGCUCUUAUCGUGCCGCUCGACCCGAAAAACCCACAGCGCACCUGCCCGUUAGACGAGGUGUAUCCUGCCGGCGAAUACACUAAAGAUGUCGAGGAUAACUGCGCCCUCAUGUACCUGAACGAGGCCACGCUGCUGAACAACAUACGCACUCGUUACUUCAAGGACAGGAUAUACACUUACGUCGCCAACAUCCUGAUAGCCGUGAAUCCGUAUUGCGAGGUGAAGGAUCUCUAUUCACCGCGGACCAUCAAGGCUUAUCAGGGCAAGUCCUUGGGCGAGACGCCACCGCACGUCUUCGCCAUUGGCGAUAAAGCGUUCAGAGACAUGAAAGUGCUGAAACAAUCCCAGAGCAUUAUCGUAUCCGGUGAAUCGGGAGCGGGAAAAACCGAGUCGACCAAGUAUCUACUGCGCUAUCUCUGCGAUCUCUGGGGUUCCACGGCCGGACCGAUCGAACAAAAGAUCCUCGAUGCAAAUCCGGUGCUGGAAGCGUUCGGCAACGCUAAGACGAAACGCAACCACAACAGCUCGCGCUUCGGCAAAUUCAUGGAGGUGCACUUUGACUCCAAAUGCCAGGUAGUCGGCGGCUACAUUUCGCACUACCUCUUGGAGAAGUCCCGGGUCUGCCUGCAGAGUCCGGACGAGAGGAACUACCAUGUGUUCUACAUGAUGUGCGCCGGCGCGCCGGCCGAUCUGCGGGCGAAGCUGGGCAUCACCAAGCCGGACGACUUCCACUACCUGAAGAACGGCUGCACCCAGUACUUCUGCGACGCUAACUCGGAGAAGCGGCUGAAUGAUGCGCAGAAAAGCCGCGAGCAGAUCCAGAAGGGCAGCCUGCACGAUCCCAUCCUGGACGACGUCGAAGGAUUCAACGCUAUCGACCAGGCGUUCACCCGGCUCGGCCUGACGGAUGCCGAGCGCAUGGAGAUCUACACGAUGGUGGCGGCGGUGCUGCAUCUCGGCAACAUCACCUUCGAGGACAACCCCGAGGACACCAAGGGCGGCUCCAGGAUAACCGCCAGCUCGGAAAAGGCGGUCGUGGCGUCCGCGAAACUGCUCGGGGUCGACCCGGAGGAGCUGCGGCAGGCCAUGGUCUCGAAGGUCAUGCAGACCAGCCGGGGUGGCAUUAAAGGAACGGUCAUUAUGGUGCCGUUGAAGGUUUACGAGGCCAAUAAUGCCAGGGACGCGUUAGCCAAGGCAAUUUACAGCAAGCUAUUCGAUCACAUAGUCGCUCGUAUCAACAAGAGCAUACCGUUCAAGGCUUCGAGCUACUAUAUCGGCGUAUUGGACAUCGCAGGAUUCGAAUACUUCAAGGUCAACAGUUUCGAGCAGUUCUGCAUAAAUUAUUGCAAUGAGAAGCUCCAGCAGUUCUUCAACGAGCGGAUAUUGAAGUACGAGCAGGACCUUUACGCCCGAGAAUCGUUGAACGUGCCGAAAAUCUCCUACGUCGACAAUCAAGACUGCAUAGAUUUAAUCGAGUCGAGGAACACGGGUAUCUUCAGCUUGCUGGACGAAGAGUCGAAACUGCCGACUCACAGUUUCGCGCAUUUCACCAGCGAGGUUCACCGAGCCUGGAGCGGUCAUUUCCGCAUCACUUUACCGCGAACGUCACGACUGAAGGCUCAUCGGGAAUUACGAGACGACGAGGGCUUCGUGAUUCGCCAUUACGCCGGCGGUGUCUGCUAUCAAACGAACCAGUUCAUCGAGAAGAACAACGACGCGCUGCACGCCUCCUUGGAGGCGCUCAUUCAGGAGAGCGGCAAUAAAUUUCUCAGAACGCAGUUCGCCAAUUACUCUUCUCAGAAGGGGAAGCUAACCUUCAUCAGCGUCGGCAGUAAAUUCAAGACGCAGCUCGGUGAACUGAUGGACAAGCUGAAGAGUAACGGCACGAAUUUCAUAAGGUGCAUCAAGCCGAACAACGAUAUGGUGGCUCAUCAGUUUGACGGCAACAGUAUUAUGAGCCAGCUGCGUUGCUCGGGAAUGACUUCGGUUCUGGAGCUGAUGGAGCACGGUUACCCCAGCCGGGUGCCUUUCCACGAGCUCUACAGCAUGUACAAGUCUUACCUUCCGCCGGAACUCGCCAAAUUGGACCCCAGAUUCUUCUGCGAGGCGUUGCUUCACAGCCUGAAAUUGAACCAGAAGGACUUCAAGUUCGGCAUCACCAGGGUCUUCUUCAAGCCGGGCAAGUUCGCGGAAUUCGACAGGAUCAUGAAGUCCGACCCGGAGAAUCUGCGCAAACUAGUGGCCGACGUGAAGAAAUGGCUACUCAAGUCGCGGUGGAACAAGAUGCAGUUCUGCGCCCUGUCGGUGAUCAAACUGAAGAACAAGAUCAUCUAUCGCCGGCAGCAUCUGAUCGUUCUACAGAAGACGGUGAGGAUGUACUUCGAGAAGAAGAGGCACCGACCGAGGAUUCGGGGCACGAUGAAGAUCAGGAAUCUGAAGAAGCAGCUGAUACGAAUGGAGGAAACCGCGGGCCAGCUGAAAAAUCGGGAGAAGUCGUCGCGGGACAUGAAAAGACUCGAGAACGACCUGGAGAUGGCGAUGGAAAAGAUCAAGCGUAACCCGAGGAUCACACCGACGGAGAUAGACGGUCUCUACACGUCCCUGGUGAAUCAGGUGAACAAGCAGAUGGCCGAUCUGCAGGAUAUGGUGAAACAGGAGAAAGUCGCCGAGGAACAGGCGAGGCUGCGGAAGAUUCAGCAGGAGCUGGAACUGGAGAAGAAACGGAAGGAGAAUGAGGAACGUAAAGCGAGGGAGGAGGAGGAGCACAGGAAGAAGAAGCUCGAGAUGGAAGCUAGAAGGAAGAUAGAGGAGGAGCAACGGAGGAAGCAGGAGGAAGAAGAUCAGAAGACCGCGGCUGCUCUUCAGGCCCAACUGGAGAAAGAAGCUAUGGAGGAGACUCGGUAUCGGGAACUGCUCGAACAAGAAAGAAGAGACCACGAGUUGGCGGUGAGACUUGCUCAAGAAUCGAACGGACAAGUGGAGGAUUCCCCGCCGCCUGUGCGAAGUGGCUCCGACGUGCGAGUGCCCACGAACAACAACAGGCUGAUAAGAUCGGAACAGGUGCGCAAUCAUCAAGCGGCCAUGAGCAACAAGAAGUACGACCUGUCCAAGUGGAAGUACUCUGAGCUGCGAGAUGCGAUUAACACGUCCUGCGACAUAGAACUGUUGGAGGCUUGCCGCCACGAGUUCCACCGUAGACUGAAGGUCUACCACGCCUGGAAGGCGAGGAAUCGCAGGAGAACCACCAUGGACGAGAACGAGAGAGCGCCAAAAUCCAUCAUGGAGGAGGCCGCGAAGACACCGAGGACGCCGCUGAAGCAGCAAAUAGUCGAGUCGUCGCAGAGAUACUUCAGGAUCCCGUUUGUUCGCUCCUCCGCGGCGGGGCAGCAGGACAAUACACACGGUGGUGGCAAAAGAGGAUGGUGGUACGCGCACUUCGACGGCCAAUACGUGGCGCGGCAGAUGGAACUUCAUCCCGACAAGCCGCCGAUACUUCUCGUAGCGGGUGUCGAUGAUAUGCAAAUGUGCGAGCUGAGCCUGGACGAAACUGGAUUGACGAGGAAACGCGGCGCCGAGAUCUUGGAGUACGAAUUCAAUCGCGAAUGGGAGAGGUACGGCGGCAAGCCGUAUUUGCCGCCUUGCGACCGCAAGAAGUGAGGACCGCCCGCGGCGGAGGAGAAUCGUCUGCCUCCGUGUCGUCGUCGUCGUUGUCGCGGGAAGUUCACGACGCGGCGCUUACGUAUCUUAUAGUGUUUGCCCUCGAGAGAUGCGUCCCAUACGUGGGAACGCAUCGGCGAUUCUGUGCCUUGCGAAGUGUGCCUUGUGCAUUGCGCGGCACGGAUGACACGUCUGUAAUUUAUACGUUACGUCACAGGUGCAUCGAUGGAAGAGCGCUCCAUCGGCAUAAUUAGCGAACACCUGACACGAGGGUUUUCCUGU